Pseudoliparis swirei is the source of this 4244-nucleotide messenger RNA. RefSeq lists its product as uncharacterized. Gene Ontology annotation, biological process: adaptive immune response. The transcript has 4 exons. Gene Ontology annotation, cellular component: membrane. The record is from RefSeq and is a predicted model, not a curated record. Gene Ontology annotation, molecular function: signaling receptor activity. NCBI's taxonomy places the organism in Eukaryota, Metazoa, Chordata, Actinopteri, Perciformes, Liparidae. Bases 278 to 1003 code for a protein of 241 amino acids.
UUUGGAAGCAUUCCCUUUAUACAUAAAGGGUGCAUCCAGAAAGUCUGAUGCUUAACAACCCAAGAGAAAGUAUUUAAAAUUCACUUUGACAAUCUUGCCGUCGUACCAACGGCAGUAUUUCAACAGUGCUUACAAUGAAGUCCUCUUCCUGCUUCGCGGUGAAGAACAAUAACUACAUUGAGUUCACAAAGUCUCACAAUAGACAGAAGGAAAUGGGAGGAGUACGACAUGACUGCGCUUUGGUCGAUCUUAUCGUGUGUUUAUAACUGAAAAGGCCAUGAAGAUGAGCUUGGCAUGCAUUCUCAUUUUUAUUCAGCUCUUUGAAGCCUCUGCAGAGUUGAUCUUCAGGCAGCGGACAGAGAGCCAGUCACUGGAGCUCUCCUGUUCCCCUCAGCAGGAGCACAGCACCCUGAUCGGCCUCCACCUGUUCCACCGCAGCGCCCAGAGCCAGACCACCCUGCUGUCCAUGGCCACGGGCGGCGGGCUGAGGGUCAACGCGGGACACAGGGGGCGUCUGCAGCUCGGCGGAGGUCUGCACUCCCUGCAGGUCAACGUGACCUUGAACCUUUUACAGCGCAGUGACACCGGACUCUACACGUGGGAGCUGAGCUACGGAGUGGAGAACAGCUCUGACCGGAUCCUCCUCAGUGCUCCAAAGGUUUUCUUGUUGGUUGAAGGGACAGGGAGGUCAUGCCAGUGCUCUCCCAGUUACCCUCCUCUGCUGCUGACCAUCUUUACAGUCGUGGUGCUUCUUCUACUCACACUCAGCUGGCUGGCCAUUGAGAAAUGUGUGAAGGCGAGGCAUCAUCACAGAGCGCAACCUCCGGUUCCUAUCUAUGAGGAAAUGACCAGGAAGGAGCAGAGUAUGGGGGUCCCCCAAAAUAACCCUGAAGCCCCCUCGCACCUGGAGGAAGUCAACUUCCCGGUGUACGCUAACCCCAACAUCCGACAACCACAGGACAACUACUACGCCUGUCCCAGACAGCUCGCCCUCAGAGCCUGACGUGCAGCUAGAAUUGACAGGAAAUGACAUCAGCUCUACAACAAGUGUGAGGCGACUCCCAUCCAGGACGUAAAACACAUAUUUUGGUUUGAUGGAACAAAUAAAAAAAUUUUAACAGCCAAGAAAAAAAUGCUAUUUUAUUAAUAUUUGAAAGAAGCUCCAUAGUUCAUGAAAACAUUUGUUUCGGUGCAUGUCAUUUAACGAUCACAUUCUAUGAGGAAAAAGAGAUAUAGAGAGAAAAAAUAACAUUACAAGCCACUGACUUUUCAUUAAAUCUCAGUACAGACAUUUCUACUCAAUAUUCAAAAAAAGAAAAAAAGGCAAAAAAAGGAGAGAAAAAAGCAGCCGUAAUCCCACAUCACCCCCCCCCCCCCUCUUAAAAAAUAAACCUAACUGAGAAAAGAAAACCCUUGAGGGUGACAGGCUAGAAUCCCACAGUGCUAAAGAGUGAGACGCUCAUUGGUUUUAGGAAUACACAGCAUGGCGAUGUAGCGCUAGGUCUGAAUCUGAAUUGAGGGAAGGAAGCUGGAGGCAGAGGGCUAUACAUGUAUCACCUCCCUCGCCACCCCCUUCAAAAUAAAAUAAAAACACAUUGGAUACCAAAAACCCCGGCAAUAGAUCAGCAAUAGAUCAGGCCAUAACCCCUCAUAACCCCCUCCCCCCCAAAAACACUUGUGCAUAGUUUCAUGAUCCUUUACAACCAGCUCAUGUUUUACAAACAAAAUGUGAAAAAUGUUCCAUAAAAGUCUGAUUUCUCUAUUAAUAAUACCCGCUGUGGGAGAAUGAGAAAGAGGAAAGAGUAAUGCACAAUGUUCCUGAUUCAGUCAGGACGGGACCUCAUUAAGAAAACACAAUAAAGAUUCAAACAUACAGCAUUUUGCAUGUCAUUCACUGUCUUUCAUUUUUUUAACAAUCAAAAUCAUUGACCUUUUUGUUUUUAAAUGUAAAGCAAUUUUAAUAUAUAGAUUUAUAUAUAAAGCACUCAAUUUUCAUUUAAAGUCCAUUAUUUGGUUAUUAUGUAACUGCUACGGAUUUAGAAACAAAAGGUAUUUUCUCUUCCUCUGAAAUCCAUAACUUUCAGUGCUUAGAAUUGUUUCUUUUAAAUCAUCCUUUUUUUUUUUUUUUACUCAUCAUAAAAAUGUACAUUAAAAUGGCGUGGAGUCGGUACUCUGGAACCCUGGCCUUCCUGAGACAAGAUCCACUUUUUCAUGUGUGUGCAAGAUAGUGAGCAAUUAUGUCUUUUUUUCUUUUCUUUUUUAUAUAAAGGAAAAAUAUAUAUAAUCAACAUAAAACAUACAGGCUUCAGAUAGUCAAUGAAAUCAACAUGAACACAGAACAAAGAAGGUGAAACAGAACAAGACUGUUCAAUCCCAGAGUUCUGAAAGUAGCGCAAGAAAUAUUCAUUCUUUGAAGUGUGUUGCACUUUUUUUUCUCUUCUUUUUUUUUAAUGGAAGCAUUUGUCCUUUUUUCCCCCCAACAUUCCCAUGGUUGAAUUCCUUUGUGUUGUUGAUUUUUUUUUUUUACUCCAGAAAUAAACAAAGUGUUUGUAAACCGUCAGUGGCCUUUGCAGGAAAACAAACGACGACAUGAGUGAGUUGAACAGAAUGAAAACAGAACGAAAGCUAACAAACCCAAAAGGUAGGCACCUCUGAAGCGAGCCCUACGCCGAGGCUCAGUCUGAUGUCGUGUCCUUCAAUCUCUCCGUUGCUCAGAUUCGGGGGAGCUGAAGUCCUUCUCCCUAAAUCUAUGGCCACAGGUCUGCAAAAUACUUUUUCUUUGCUGAAUUUUUUUACAUUUUCUUUUUAUACACGUGAUUUUUCUUCAUCUUUUCUUCUCAGGUUUUAUAGUCCGAAAAAUGGUGCAAUACUCAAUUAUGAUCCAUACUUUCUUGGAUUAUUCCACAAUGAAAGCCACUAAGGUAGAUACACAUUACAUUUUUAAAAACACACUUAUUUUAGUCCUUGAGUAAACAUUUACACAUGAACUGUCCCCGUCUCCCCUCAGUACUUGUAUCAUGUUGUUCGUUUAGCUGGAUGAGGGGUGAGGCCGACACUCAGUGCAACGCUAGAGGCUAGUAACAAUUAACAUCAGAAUAUAGUUUUCGACAAGCAAAAAGAAAAUAAAACAAAAUAAACGACAAAAGUAUACUGAAUUGAAAAGAACCACAAGGCGGAAUUUCCUCCGCUGUAAUCACGAGCUCUCAUACAUAUGUUCACCUUAUACACUAAACAUUCAUCCGUACAACACAGUACAAGCAGCCUUGUGCAAACACUCAAAUACAACAGAUGUAAAUUUGUCUUUAUAUCGAUCUUUGUUUUCAACAACACUCGUUUUUCAAAUUUAAUUCACUCUGAACCGAUGCUAUCAAAAAAUCUCUGACGUUUAUGAAUGAGACAAAAAAUCACUACAAAAAAGUGUUCACAUUACAUUAUUGGCGCUUCUUUUGAUUCAAGUAUUUGUUUUCAUUAUUUUGUAUUACUCUGAUAUGUUUAUGAUCUUGUCUUCCGGGAAAUAUAACGUUGAGGAGGAUCCACAGGGUAAGGGCCAAAGCCAGGGCGGGUUGUGGGGCUGAGGCCAAGAGGGAAACAAAGAGAUCUAGCCAUAUACACACACAUACACCCAUUAUGUCAUCUUGGUUGUAUGCAUGUAUUAAGUAUAUAUAUGAACUAGCAUGUGCAUAUUCAACCCAGACCUUUGUUUUUGUAUUUUUAAGAGUGAUUUGCUCAUUCAACUCUUUUCGGGGCCCCGGACCCUCGUCUGAUCCAUGAUUGAGACGCAAAUAUUUGCUGGAGCUCCAGUUGCCUUUAGGUCGGUGUGACUUUCAAAAAGGGAGAGCGUCUGAUUUCCAACACGAGACGGGUAGAUAAGAGUGCAGGCGCGGGACGCGGGAGGGGGCGGGGCUCUCAGUGCUGAGCCAAAAAAAGACCCAGGGCACAUCUGAGACUUGACCUCCGUCCCAGUCACCCACCCUCCUCCUCCUCCUCCUCCUCGAUUCCACUUCCGGCGCCAGUUGCUUGAUUCAAGUCCAGUGUGGAGUUAAUGCAACGAACAAACAGAGACGGACAACACAGGCAAUAGUGAUUGUUUUGUUGAAUGAGUCUAUAGAGCGACUCUGGAAGAGGGCGAAUCCCGAACGUUUUUUAAGACUUGGUACCUAACUUGAGGUGCGCCCCUAUUUCUGCCGAUGCGUCGGGUCCCCGCCCAAGAAGCCAGACGAGCAGAAGUGACCGGUCUUACAUAC